UGACUGGAGGAGUUGGGACUGCAGACACUGCAGUGUUGUGGAAGACGGUGUGAGUGUUUGUGUCCGUGUCUGUGUCUGUGUGCGUGCCGGUGCGGGUGUGCACGUGCCUGGGCGGACUCCAGCUGUAAUGGUGCCCCGUGUGUGUGACUGCGCUGACCGCAACAGUCAUCCUGUCCACAGAGGAGACUUUCUCAGCGUGCAGAUGGUGUGAGCAGUCAGGGGAAAAGUUUCUAACAGCUCGUCUGAGCCUCAGCUAACUCAAUCCACUCUGCGCACACACACACACACACACACACACGCUGUGCCAAUCCAGGAGAGGAGCAACAACAACAGCAGCAGCAGCAGCUGAGCAUGAGGACAACUUCAGCUUGUGUCUGAGCGGGAUUUCACUUGUACUUGAUUGAUUACCUGUCGCUGGACUGGAUGCGGUAGCUGAGCAUCACAUAUCAGAGCUGUGCAAUUCAACAGGGCUGUUUAUUUGAAAGGUUGGAGUUGCUGUAAUGGAUGACCAGUGUGUGUCUCACAGCAGUCCUCAACGCAGCGGAGGUCAUGUCGGUAUUGAGAGUCAGAGGUCAAAUGUCAUCAGGUGCGGGUGGCUCCGGAAGCAAGGUGGUUUUGUAAAAACGUGGCACAGUCGGUGGUUUGUGCUGAGAGGGGAUCAGCUCUACUACUACAAAGACGAGGAGGAGACUAAAGCUCUGGGAGCCAUUUUUUUACGUGGAAACAAAGUUACCGAGCAUCCAACCAGCGGCGAUGAAGGGGGAAAAUUUCUUUUCGAGGUCAUUCCAGGGGGAGACAGAGAGCGGAUGACAGCCAACCAUGAGACCUACCUUCUUAUGGCCAGCACCCAGAAUGACAUGGAAGACUGGGUGAAGACAAUCCGGAGGGUCAUCUGGGCACCUUUUGGUGGAGGGAUCUUUGGUCAGAAGCUGGAGGAGACCGUACGGUAUGAACGGCGGUUUGGGAACAAGCUUGCCCCUAUGCUGGUAGAGCAGUGUGUGGAUUUCAUUCGGCAGAGGGGCCUUCAGGAAGAGGGCCUUUUCAGGCUGCCAGGACAGGCCAACCUGGUCAAAGAGCUGCAGGAUGCCUUUGACUGUGGAGAGAAACCAUCUUUUGAUUGUAACACAGACGUGCACACAGUAGCUUCUCUGCUGAAACUGUAUCUCAGAGAGCUGCCUGAGCCCGUCAUCCCCUUCCAGAAGUAUGAUGAGUUCUUGUCCUGUGCCAAGCUCCUGGGCAAAGAUGAUGAAAUGGGUAUGAAGGAAUUGAGAAGGCUUGUAGAAAGUCUACCUCCAGUGAACUACAACCUCCUUAAGUACAUCUGCAGGUUCCUUGAUGAAGUCCAGUCAUAUUCAGGGGUGAAUAAAAUGAGCGUCCAAAACUUGGCCACAGUCUUUGGGCCAAAUAUCUUGAGGCCAAAAGUUGAGGAUCCAGUAGCAAUUAUGGAAGGUACUGUUCUGGUCCAGCAGCUCAUGGCUGUUUUGAUUGGUCACCACGAUGUGCUUUUCCCCCAAAAUGAAGACAGCCCGACAGCCCUAGAGCUUGUCAACAACAACAACAUUGAACAGCCGCGUCGGCAAGUCACUACAUCUACCUCGGGCGUCACUACGGUGUCUCAGAAUGCUGAGAACAACAACACACAUGUGGUGCGGCACUGUGUUUGGGAAAGCCCUGAGUCUCCUUCACAUCGCCAGCACGCAGACAACAGUGGCUCCCCUCGAUCAGCAAGCCCUCGUAAUGGUGUCAUAGGACGCUUUGACCUCACUCGCAGUCCACCGCUGACUGUUAAAAAGAAUCCAGCUUUCAGUAAAGGCAGUGGCAUUGUUACUAACGGAUCCUUCAGCUCCUCACCUUCUUCAGAUCCCAAUCAAGAAAAGAGCCAGUCCGGAGGUGGGAGUUUACCAGUGCGUCGUAGUGGCACGCUCAAAGGCUCAGGGACAAAAAUGGGCACCAGUGGCGUGACGAGUGGAAGCAGCACUACAGGGAAUGGGACUGGAGUUGUGCGCAUGGGCAUUCAUGGGACUGACACGGUCACCGGGAGUCUGAACAGUCGCAAUAGCCUUUGGCAAUCAAAUGGCUGUGUAAUGUUGCGGGAGAGCAACAAAACACGUGACUGCUCCGGAGGAGAUCAAACAACCAAUCAGAAUCGUCUGUCCACAUAUGAUAAUGUGCAGUUAAACCAUCAAAACCUCCAACAGCAGAACCAGAUCACCAACACAUGUCUGAACACCAGCUGUGAGGACAAGCAAAGUGUGGACAGCGCCACCUGGUCCACUUCCUCCUGUGAAAUCUCCCUCCCUGACAACUCCACUUCCUGUCGCUCCUCCACAACUACCUGCCCAGAGCAGGACUUCUAUGGAGGGCACUAUGAAGACUUGGAUGGACCAGCACAGGAUGGCGAGCCUCCCCGGUGUGGCGAAGGUGAAGGAGAGGGCAGAAAUGGUAACAGAGAAGGAAGUGGCGAUGGAGUUGAGAGGAGCAGUCGGGGCACGAGCAGUAGUGAUAACAGUGAUGGUUUCCCUGUUGGUAAUGGACCUGGCAGCCACAGCGCUCUGCACAGUCUAGUGGCCAGUCUUAAACAGGAAAUGCACAAGCAGAAGACUGAGUAUGAGGCCAGGAUAAAAAGUUUGGAGCAGCGUAAUUUGGAGCUGGAGACAGAAAUGGUGAACCUGCACGAGGAACUGGACCAGGAGAGGAAGAAGUACACCAUGGCGGAGAUCAAGCUGCGCAACGCUGAGCGUGCCAAGGAUGAUGCUGAGCGCCGAAAUCAGAUGCUACAGAAAGAGAUGGAACAAUUUUUCUCCACAUUUAGUGACCUCACUGCAACUGGCAACGCCGCAGCCACCGAUCCCCGCCGACCAGAGCGAAACAACACCAUCUGGAUACAGUGAAGGAAGGCUGAGAGAUGCCAGCCAAGACUGGAACUGGUUUAUUAUAAUGAUGUGAAUUUUAUAGGGACUCCAAACAGGAUUUGGCUGCUGAUUGAAGGAGGGAAAACUUAUUGCAAAGGGUAAUGGCAUGUUUUAAUUUAAGAAAUAGGUGAUAUAGGGCUAAUGUAAGCCAGCUUUAUAGACAUCACCUGGAGUGAUGCCAGAGUGACAUUAUCUGUAUAUAUCCUUAUUUAAACAGACUGCUCAUGGACACACUCCAGUCUCCCAGAAGUGGUUGGAGUGCUCACUCGUCUGGCUGGGGAAUGGAGCAAAGGGACAGUACACCAUAGUCUAUGAAAACAUAUGGUACUACCAUUUCAUGUUAGCUCAUAGAUAGAAGGGAAGGCAAAAUGUAAACAAAAAAAAGAGAAAAGACCAUACCAAACUCCUCCUUUUUAUUCAUUUUUACCAUCUAACCAAAAAACACCUGUGUAAUUCUGCAUCUGCUCAUGUACAUGGAUGAAAACCAUGCAGUCAUGUUGUAAAGAGAAUUAAAAAUGACACUUCAAUGUUUUCCUGAUAUUUAAGAAAAGUUAUC
This is a messenger RNA of Archocentrus centrarchus (flier cichlid), 3468 nucleotides long. It is a transcript of the gene arhgap24, whose product is annotated as Rho GTPase activating protein 24. The transcript is spliced from 10 exons. Gene Ontology annotation, molecular function: GTPase activator activity. NCBI's taxonomy places the organism in Eukaryota, Metazoa, Chordata, Actinopteri, Cichliformes, Cichlidae. The record is from RefSeq and is a predicted model, not a curated record. Gene Ontology annotation, biological process: negative regulation of Rac protein signal transduction; activation of GTPase activity; negative regulation of ruffle assembly. The coding region runs from base 501 to 2891 and encodes 796 amino acids. Gene Ontology annotation, cellular component: focal adhesion.